AUGAUUAUUACGAAAGGAGGAGGAGGAAAAGGGAAAGGAGGCAAAAGAGGAGCGCAGCAUCCACGUAUGCAAUACUCUCCUUUCUUCCUCCUCUCUCUCUCUCUCUCUGUCUUUCUCUCUCGCGUGCCCGGCGGCGCGUUCAAACCGCCAACAAACUUUGGGGAAAUCUUCACAAAAAGUAGAGAGAAAAGGCAGAGGAGAGUUUGCAGAGAGAGGAGGAAGAAGAUGUUACCGACGACGACGAACACUGCUCGAUAUUCAUCAUCAUCAUCAUCUUCGAGACAUCGCCGUGAUGCUGAAGAUGAUCAUCGUAAUCAUCAUCGCGGGGUUCUUCGGGGAUCGACAAAAGCAGCGGCGAAAGACUCCUCCUUCUCGUCCAAAUGGGAAGCGAAAAUCGUCCGGUUUCUCCUCCUGUGGACGUUGGUUUUACUCGUCUCCAACCUCUCCUUCCCUUUCUCUUCUUUUAAGACGACUCAGACGACGAGAACAAGACAAAGAAGCGAUACGAAUAGUAAUAAGACAACAUCUGUGUCUCCGGAAGAAGGGAAAUUUCUCGACCAAAUCUCUUCGUUGUUACUCGAACAAGUGCCGAUAUCGCUGUCGAAACGAAGAUUGCGAUCGAGUUUAGAGUUCACCUGUGGAGGGUCGCACGUGGUGAAGAUGCACGAGUAUCGAGAGAUGAAAAAGCAAAGCGGAGUGGGGUUGUUGAACGCGUUAGGGAACGAGGAUUGGUUUACGGAGGGGUUGGAUUUGGAAGACGCGAACGAGGACGUCGUCGCGGAUGACGGAGGAACGGAGACGAAGUCGUCGUCGUCUUCCUGGGAGGAGAGUGAUGACGGCGGCGAUGCGCUCGGUAGUAGUAGGAGUAGUACGAGUAGCAGUAGUAGUAGUAGCGUGCAAAAAAGGAAGAAGAAAAGGUAUAAAUCGUGCGCGGUGGUUGGUAACUCGGGUUCCUUGCUCGAGACGCAGUUUGGUUUUGAUAUCGAUAAGAACGAAGCGGUGAUACGGUUCAACGCGGCGGUCACGCAAGGGUACGAGCAGUUUGUCGGUCAAAAGACCACGGUGCGUUUGCUCAACGCGGUCGAUUAUAAAGGUCCAGAAGGUACGGAAGGCGAAUUGAGACUGACGACGGCGAGAGGAAGCGACGUGAAAACGUGGGUGAAAAAGCUCGAGCAAAAACCGGAAGAUAUUCGAAACAGAAGUUUCGUGUUGGAUCCGGAGAUGCUGUGCCACGCUUGGGCAUGGAUCGGUAAGCACGGGGAGAAACCUUCGAGCGGUUUAGUAGGGGUCGUUUUGGCGUUGAAAAUGUGCGAGAAAGUAGAAAUGUUUGGGUUUCAGAGCAAGAAUUAUUUCGGGAAGUUUUCGAGGCCGCAUUAUUACGACUGGGAGCGACCGCAGAAAGGAAGGGAGAAGGUGCACCCGUUCCAAAGAGAGGUGGAUUUGUACCAAAACUUAGAAAAGUUCGGGUAUUUGACGACGUACACGUAA
Bathycoccus prasinos is the source of this 1488-nucleotide messenger RNA. RefSeq lists its product with no specific name. Gene Ontology annotation, molecular function: beta-galactoside (CMP) alpha-2,3-sialyltransferase activity. The coding region runs from base 1 to 1488 and encodes 495 amino acids. The transcript has a single exon. The record is from RefSeq and is a predicted model, not a curated record. Lineage: Eukaryota; Viridiplantae; Chlorophyta; Mamiellophyceae; Mamiellales; Bathycoccaceae.